This is a messenger RNA of Ictalurus punctatus (channel catfish), 4534 nucleotides long. RefSeq names its product phosphate cytidylyltransferase 2, ethanolamine (gene pcyt2). The transcript has 13 exons. Bases 116 to 1312 code for a protein of 398 amino acids. Lineage: Eukaryota; Metazoa; Chordata; Actinopteri; Siluriformes; Ictaluridae. The record is from RefSeq and is a predicted model, not a curated record. Gene Ontology annotation, biological process: phosphatidylethanolamine biosynthetic process. Gene Ontology annotation, cellular component: cytoplasm. Gene Ontology annotation, molecular function: ethanolamine-phosphate cytidylyltransferase activity.
ACGUCGGUCUUUUGCAAUCGCUACCGGCCGGCGGACAGUUACAGAACACACACACACACACAAACACACACACGGGCCAGUCUUCGCUUACAGUUUGCAGGCUUUCCAACACUCAAUGGAAGUUUUGACGAUGAUUGAAAACGGACACCACGCCGCUCAGGAGACUGAAGGAGCGGAAGCGUCUCACCGAGGAGCGGAGAAAAGGAAGAGAGUAGUCCGAGUGUGGUGUGACGGCUGCUAUGACAUGGUACAUUACGGUCACUCGAACCAGUUGCGGCAGGCGAAGGCGAUGGGCGAUUACCUGGUGGUUGGAGUUCACACGGACGGAGAGAUAGCGAAGCACAAGGGCCCGCCGGUGUUCACUCAGGAGGAGCGCUAUAAGAUGGUGCGAGCCAUAAAGUGGGUGGACGAGAUCGUAGAGGGAGCGCCGUACGUCACCACGCUGGAGACGCUCGACGAGUACAACUGCGACUUCUGCGUGCACGGCGAUGACAUCACGUUAACGGUGGACGGAAAGGACACCUAUGAGGAAGUGAAACGUGCAGAUCGGUACAGGGAAUGCAAACGCACCCAGGGUGUGUCCACGACAGACCUGGUGGGCCGCAUGCUGCUGAUGACUAAAGCUCAUCACGCCAACAUGGAUAACUCCGAAUACAAGCAGCAUGCAGAUAACUUUGGAAAGGGUCCUAAAGGCCACAGCCCCUGGACUGGCGUGUCUCAGUUCCUCCAGACGUCUCAGAAGAUCAUCCAGUUUGCGUCGGGUAAAGAGCCACAGCCCGGAGACACCAUCAUUUACGUAGCCGGAGCGUUCGAUCUCUUCCACAUCGGUCACCUGGACUUCCUAGAGACGGUGUUUAACCAAGCCGAGAGACCCUACAUCAUCGUCGGUCUGCACUUCGACCAGGAAGUGAACCGCUACAAAGGGAAGAACUACCCAAUUAUGAACAUCCACGAGAGAACUUUGAGUGUGCUGGCUUGUCGGUACGUGUCAGAAGUGGUGAUCGGUGCGCCGUACGCCGUAGGCAAAGACCUCCUGGACCACUUUAAGGUCGACCUGGUGUGUCACGGAAAAACGGACGUUUUCCCGGAUAAGGACGGAUCUGACCCCUACGCAGAACCGAGGAGGCGAGGAAUAUUCCGGACCCUGGACAGCAAGAACGGCCUCAGCACCGACGACAUCGUGCAGAGGAUCAUCGCUAACAGGCUGCAGUUUGAGGAGAGAAACCAGAAGAAGGAGGCGAAGGAGAUGGCCGUGAUCGAGGCUCUGAAGCGCACAGACGGCGGAGAGAAAAACCAAGCUGCUGCUCAGUAACCGAGAAUAAUGACAAAAAACCAAAGGGCUUCCUGAAAACGUUCUCCUUUCUGUUCUCCCACUCCUGUUCCAGUCGUCUCUUCGCCGUCUGUAUGACGGUGUUCAGCGCGUCUCAGUGCCAGCGGUGUAGGUUAGGGGGCGCUCUAGUUUUUUAAAUGAAAGCAAAGCUCUGAUCGUUAGGGAAAAAAGUGCAACGCUUUUUGUUUGCUACUGAUGACGUUCACACUAGCAAGUGACAGUUCGCUCGUGUAGCCUGUGGCGUGGCCCGUCCACAGCGUUAACGAUAGUAGCUAUAUACAGCUUCUAAAGCUAGCUAGUUAACCACGCAUGUCAAUAACGCACUAAUCAAUUUGAAUCGGUUAUUUGAUUGGCAUUUCAGGCUUCGUUUACAGAUCUCCAGCAAAGCAAGAUAAGCUACGUACAGUGCACUCCCCAGAGGCAUCAGCAUGAUAAAAGCAUGCUAGUAAGUUUUUCUUAGUGUUUUUUUUUUUUAUGCGUCAAAGUAAACGGGAUCUAAUUGCUGCGAGCGGAGUCCUGAAGAAACGUGCGGCCGCGUGCGACGUAGGACCGGUCCGAGGAAUCAUUCGAGGCGGUCGUUUGGAUUAACAGUGCCGUAGCUAAUUCGCUUAUAAUCGAGAAAAUCUCAGUUCAGAUUGAGAUUUGAAAUUUUUUCGAGCACAUGCUUAGAAAAUAAACGCUUGCUUUGCAGCUUGCUAGUGUGAACGUAGCAUUCAAAGCACCCUGUUUACUAUUUUAGUGCAAAUUUUUAAUAUUUAAAAAAAAAAAAAAACCUCCGUCCUUUUGGUCUCACUUGAUGGCAUUGGCUCCUCCUCCUGUAACGGAAGGAGAUUAAAUUAUUUAACACUACCUGUUAAACACUACCUGGGUUCUGGUGUCGUUUAUUAGCCAGAAAAUCUCUAAUGGAACACAUUGAGCCAGUUCCCAUUACAUAGUGGAAACCAUUACAGAUUUUCCUAACAGAUUUGUAGUUCAACAGGGUUUUGUUUUGUCUUGUUUUUUUGCCGAAAUAUUUCCGUACUACUCUUUCUCCUCACUUUAAACAACUUGACCUCUGACCUCAAAUUGUCAACUGGUUAACAAGGUACCCGGGUAACGAAUGCUGCGUUCAAGCUGCAAGUCUGAAAUUUCUGACCCUUUAGUAAGGAGAAGUAAAAAAAAAAAAAAAAAUGGACAUAAUCCACACUAUAAUUAUAAUAAUAUAUUAAUCUGUCCUCAUGGCAAUGCUUCACAGAGUUUCUUCAGUUUAUCUUCAGGGGAAAAUGUUCCAGGUAGGCCCUUAAGACACUUUCAGAAAGUUCUAGCAUUUUAUUUUUUUUAACCCUCUUACCCCUUAGUUCCCACAGUAUUAUGUCCCACAACCCUAUAUUCCCCGUAGAAACCGCACGCCAACCCUGAGUUCCCAGGCCAAGAUUGGCCCCAAAAUCAACAUUUUAAUUUGAACAUUUUUAGGCCUUGAAACAUCUUAUAGUAAUGUAUUUGUGUAAUAUUACUUUGAAAAUGAAGCAGUUCCGUGUUUUUACUCAACUAAAUUCUUAACUAGAGAAAUUACGAAAAAAUGCUCGCUAAAAUCCUUCUACUCAUUUAGAAGUACCUUUGAAUAAAUUCAAGUACAUAAUAAAUAAAUAAAUAAAUAAAUGCAUUUUAGCGCCAAAAGUCAAGUUUCUGGUGAUAAUCAGACCAGCAGGUAGUGUUUUCACGAAUGCACAGAGAUGGUCAGGUUAUGACUCCAGACCCCUGCUGUGUCAGUCGCACUGGUUGAUGCUGAAGAUGGAGACGGAUCAGGGUCUGAAUCAGGAGAGUUUGCGUCUCUUAACAGUUUCGGUUUCAGUUUCAACAUCACCUGAACUUUCACUGCUGUCACUAUAUAGAAUCCUCGCGCUCGUGUUUUCUUUUUUUUCCCACUGUUUUAGAUGUACCUGUGUUCACUGUAGGUGUAACUUUAGCUGGAACACGAUUAGCUUUUCGCUUUGGCAUUUUUAGUUCACUUCUACUAUUACACCAAUAUUCACGCUCGGAUCUUCAUCGUAAUGCCGGCGUAAUAACGUAAUCACGUCGUGACGUCAUCAAUCUUCCGGGUUAAAAAAUAAUAAAUAAGUAAGGAAUCAUAGCAGAGUAAUGCCGGUACACCGGCCUUACGGGGAUAACGUUUACACUGUAAAGCCGCUAUAUCGGCCUUACGGGUAUUUGGCAUAGACGACCAAGCCGGUAUAUCGUCCUUACGGGAAUAGAUCAAAGACGGGCAAGCCGGUUUUUUCGGCCUUACAGGGUAAGAGGGUUAAAACAUUUCUGCCAGGGAAUUUUCAGGAAAGGUCCCAAGUAGAAACCCCUUUUAGAACGCUAGAACUGUGUUCCUCACCCGAGGAACCCUUUUUAUAAGAGUGUAAUAAUGACGACAACAAAAAAAAAUUCAAAUGAUGUUUUUUAUAUAUAGCUUUUAAAGCAAAUAUUGAAUUUUAAUAUAUACCUUUUAAAGCAAAUAUGUAAUUUUAUAUAUAUCCCUUUUUAAGCAAAUAUUUGCUUGUUAUAAAUUUUGAUAACAAUAUAUAUAUAACUAAAUGCAUGUCGAUUUUCUUGUAAUUACAAAGUAAGUUCAGUUUUAAGAAAAAAACUAACUUUGAAGUUUUAUUCAGCGCCAUAACUAGUAAAUUAUUCGCAUAAUUUAAUCUUAAAAUAUUCUUGUCCGUUUUUAAAAAGUAUUUCAGAUGAAAUAAGCGCGGAUUUACGGUGAGCGUCCAUUUUGUUUCCCGACCUUAAACAGCUUGAGGGUUACACAAAGGUUUCCUGAACGUAGCUUAUUUUAAACCAUUUAAUUUAUAUUUGCAUUUAGAAUUAAGAGAACUGCUUUUACAACCAGCUUUUAUUGUUCUGUGUUCAGCUCAUGAAUUUGCCAUAUUUAUUAUAAUCUGCGUUCAUCAGGUUGUGCAUUUUAGCGUCUGUUUGUGUUUUUAUCUCGGUACUAGACAUCAUUGUUAGCAUCAGCAACAUAAAAGCACUAAGGCGUAUUUUGUGUUUUUUGCGUAUUCACACCCAGCCAGAUUUAUAUGUGAACGCACAUGCAGAGUGGACUUCAUAUCUGUUGGAGAUUCAGUUUUAAAGUCUUUUUAAAAUUGAUUUGUAUUGUACAAAUGAUUUCCUUUUUAUUGUCACACACGUAUUGGUUACUGAUCCCCUAAACGCACCAAUAAAACAAGUCAAAGCACA